Messenger RNA from Pyricularia pennisetigena, 1002 nucleotides. RefSeq lists its product as uncharacterized. The transcript is spliced from 3 exons. The coding region runs from base 1 to 1002 and encodes 333 amino acids. The record is from RefSeq and is a predicted model, not a curated record. NCBI's taxonomy places the organism in Eukaryota, Fungi, Ascomycota, Sordariomycetes, Magnaporthales, Pyriculariaceae.
AUGCCUUUUGUCCCCAUGAAAUGCCCGCCCGUACAUGUCAAAAGUCCAUCCGGCAGCACGAGUGGGACGGAAGACAGCGACUCGGAUUCGGAUUCUGGUGGAUCUGAUAAUGACGAUAUUCCAAACAUUCUUGGUGGGGUUGGCAUUACCGCCCCAGGCAACAAGCCGAGCGAGGACAAUUCUGACCCGGAUAUAGUCGCCCAAUUCCAGGACGACGACGGCGAUUCGCAAGAUCCGGAGAACGAUAGUGUCGAUGAGCCAGAUUACUUGAUCAAAAGCGACAUUGCAGAUCCAAAUGAGAUCAGCAUCGAUGUUGUGCGGGACAUGCUUUCCCAGAUGCCGGGUAAGUAUGGCAAAAACGGGGCCACGGCGGCAAUGCUUGAAAUGCAGCCCCAAAGACCAUGCAUCAUCCACACCGUUUGGAAAAGUCGCAAGAUUAUCUGGGAACGACUAGAUAACGUCGAAGCCAUCAUUAUGCAAAUUGUCGGUUCCCGAAACCCAAUAGCCUGCAGGCGCUGCGUGGCCAACAAAGGCCCUUUUGUCGGGUGUUAUUCUGUCCCAGGCAUUCACAGUGGCGGAUGUGGAUGCUGCAAGUACAACGCACAGUCGGCAAAGUGCAGUUUAUACAACGGGUCGAAGCGCCAAAGGAGGCGAAAGUCACAACGGCCAUCUAAAAAGCGAAAACACGACAACGAGGCGGCCAAAACUAAGGAUGCCGGCCCUUCACAUGCACCUGCUACGCAACCUCUAGCUAUCCAGAACAGUAAUCGAGCAUCGCUGUCCUCACCGGCGUACCUUGUACAGCCUCAACCUCAACAGCGCAUUCUUCAAGUUCCCAUUCCUGCCGAGCUGGGCUGGGAAGAUGCAAUGACGCUUCGCCGUGCGUUGCAAGAGAUGGGAGAGCAACUUGUGUUUUCUUCACACGGGAGCAAAGUGGUUCGCAAGGUCUUGCGGGAGUUCUCAGGAGCUUUGGAAGACUUUGCAAGCGAGGAGCAAGAGUGA